GUUAUGUUGGAAGACACCGCUACCCUGAGUAUCACCACUGGAAACCUCCAGAAUAAUCUUUCCACCCUUCUCAACCACGACGUUGGUAGGCCAGAUCUCCACAUCGACCGGGUAAACCUCACCGGGCAGAACGGGCAGCACAUCCGUAGAGUAAUAGUUACGGUGAGGCAGCCAAGCUCUGUGGCGGGGGUUUUGCUCAUCAACCUUGCGCCUGCUGGCACGCAGCCAGCCCUUGCACAGGGGAACGGGGUCACCCGCGGUACCGGUGUAGAAGACCUCCUUGCCCUCGGGGGAGAUGUAGCGGAGGGUGAGGAAGAGAUCGAGAUCCUGGGGGGUAGGAGCGCCCGGAUUGGCGCUCAUGGAUACGUUCAGAUGGGCGACAAUGUGUCCGGUAAUCUCAGUCUCCUUCUCGAAUGCGGGAGUGACGAAUUGCACCAGUUGGGGUUUGUCCAGGUUACCCAGAGCCUCGUAGGAGAUCUUGCUGGGACGCUCGGUGGGGGCAUGCGUGAUCAGCUCUUUCUGGGAGGUGAGGUAGAACUUGGUGUACUGAGUGCGGGCGAUGGGCCAUUCGUGCUCAAUACGACGAGGGAAGAGCUUCUCGGCUUCGGCAUUGUUGAAACCGGCAUCGCCCUUGCGCAGCACCAUAUCAACCUUGGGCGCCUUGCCCGUCGACCAGCCCUCCCGGUCCUCGCCCUUGAGGAAGGCAUCCAGGAAGCUGCGCUGGACCUCAACCUCCUCGGCGUAGUAGAAGGGGAGGUCGUGACGACCGGUGAUGAAGCGGAGGUACUUGAGUUCGGAACCGGCGUGAGUCCAUCCCUCCACGUUGCCACGCAGGUGCAGAAGAAUACCACCCCAGUUAGCCACGGACAGCAGCGGCACUUGGAUAUCCGAGAGACUGUACUCCUUGGAGGCGUAGUAGAGAUCGUCACGGAACUUGUUCUCCUCGUUGUCGAUCGUCUGAUCCUGGCGGUUCUGCACGAGCUCUUCUUCCGACAGGUCUCCCUCGAUCGUGUCGGGACCCCAAUUGCGAGCCGCACGACCUCCCAGACCGUACUGGUUGCUCACCACCUGACGAUUCCACCAGAACUUGAUGAACGCAUUGGACAAGAUUCCACCGUGUCGGCACCGAUCGCGAUAGUAAUCCGACAUGCCCUCCCAUGGAAUCAUACAAGCCAGUCCCUUGGGCUGACGAGCGGCGACACGCCAUUGACUGCCGGCAAAGUAACUGAUUCCCAGCAGACCGACUUUCCCGGACGACCAGGGCUGCUCCGCCGCCCACUCGACGACAUCGAAGAAAGCUUCACUGGUGCCCCGCGACAUGGUAUCGAGCUUGCCGAAGGACUGGCCCGUGCCACGCUCGUCGGCGCGCACGACGGCAUAGCCAUUGGUGGUCCAGUACUUGGGAUCCGGGGUCUCCCAAGCAGAAUGCUCCGAGCGCUGGUCGGGAUUGACCUCGCUGAAGCUCUGAGGGUGGAAGUCCUUGUAGGGAAUGUCCUUGCCAUAGGGUCCGUAGGUGACCAAGACGGGAACCUUGUCGGAAGUCUUGGGGCGAUAGACGUUGCAUCGCACCACCCCGGAUUGGUCCUUCAAUUCGAUGGAGACAUUCUGUUCGAAGAUGUAAGGGAAGGACGUUUCAUCCCUGGUGGUGAUAUCCUUGAUUUCGUUCGGCAUUUUCGAAGACAGUCUUGACCCAGGAUGUCACAAGGAAAAAGAAUAACCCUAAGACAAAACAAAAAGAGACCAAGCGCGGUAGCACCUCUCCUCCCUACAAUUCAUAUACAUUCCCUUUCUCCCCCGCCCGCGGCCGCGUGGUGCCUCCCCCGGAGGUGGAGCCGAAAUGGACAUCCGAGGCCGCCCCUCCAACUGACGACGAUGGGGCCCCAAGGAAGCCGAAGGAGGGACGCAAUGGAUGGCGGGGACGCGAAAAAGGGACGACUCUAUGCGCCAUAAAUAUUUAUCCCGGACGCACUGCAACCGCGGGGUUGCUAUUCGGAUUCAGUUGCGAUUCUGCUAGUCAAGUGCACCAAAGAUGGCGAUUAAGGAACUGAACGGUGGAACCGCCCCCGAGGGCCUUCGCGUCUUGAUCAUCGGUGCGGGCAUCGGUGGUUUGACCGCGGCGAUUGCUUUGCGCCAGCAGGGUCAUCGUGUCGAGCUCUUCGAACGAUCACGAUUCGCAAACGAAAUUGGUGCUGCGAUUCAUCUGUCUCCCAAUGCCAAUGCAGUCCUGCAGAGACUGGGAGUCGAUGCGACCAAGUUUGGCGCUAACGAGUGUGAAUUGUUGCGAGAGUAUACCCCCGCAGGAGAGCCCGUUCACGCCGUUGCAGUCAAGCAGCAUGCGGGCAUGUGGCGACACCGCUGGCUGCUCGUCCACCGUGCCCACUUCCACGAGGGACUGAAGACUGCCGCUCAGGCACCGGGCAAGGGAGAGCCUGCCGUGCUACACACGGCCAGCAAGGUAGUCGACGUCGACCCGCACAACGCGACCGUGACGUUGGAGAACGGCGAUGUCAUCAAGGGAGAUGUCCUGAUCGGUGCCGACGGCGUGCACUCCCUCACUCGCACCAAGCUCACUGAGGACAUUAAGCCCGUCAGCUCGGGCAAGAAUGCGUUCCGCUUCCUCAUUACUCGUCAACAGGCACUCGAUGAUCCCGAGACAAACAGUAUUGCUCAGGACUUUGGUGCCGUCGACAUGUGGGAUUCCGACGACCGCCGAGUCGUCAUCUACCCUUGCUCGAACAAUGAGUUGCUCAACUUUGUCUGCAUUCACCCCGAUUCGAUCACCACCAUUGACGCGGGUGGUGAUUCCUAUAACCAGCAGAUUGGAAAGGAGGCUCUUCUCGAGGUGUACAAGGAUUUCAACCCGCAGGUCCGCAAGCUGCUCGAGAAGGCUGACCCCCAGACAUUGAAGCUGUGGCCGCUCCUCGAUAUGCCUACUUUGCCGACCUGGGUGAAUGACCGCCUGGCCGUGCUGGGUGAUGCCGUUCAUCCUUUCCUGCCCUACCGUGCUUCGGGCGGUGCGAUGGCUAUUGAAGAUGCAGUCUCGUUGUCCGUCAUGUUGCCGCGAGGCAUUACGGCCGCCGAGGUCCCGGAGAGACUGAAGAUCUAUGAGAAGGCCCGUCACGGACGAGCCACGACUAUCCAAGAGAUGACUCGCGAGUCUGUCAAGCUCUUGUCUCCUGAGAGAGCAUUCGGUAUGACGGUGUACAUUUAUGGCCAUGAUGAAUUUGACCAUUCUGCCCAAGUGCUUCGCAAGCACCAGUGGGCCCAAAAUCCGCACAUGUACUGGCGCCAACCCAUCGUGUUCGGACCCAUGCCCGGUCCCCGACAAGAUUUCCUGGGCAACGACCGUGCUCUGAAAUCUCUCGAGUCCACCUUCCAAACCGCCUCAAUCAAGUUCAAGACCAGCCGUACCCUCCUGCAGAACCUUUUCCCAUCAGACCGCUACAGCUUCACUAGCCCCGGUAGCGUGGCCCGCGCCAGUUUCUCCCAGACCACCCUCAACGGCAUGGACUGGUUGGGCGGCGGUGGCUACCGCCACAUCGGACUGUACAUCCACGGUGUGCAGUAUAAAAAGGAGAAUGGCGAAGUGCUCAAGGGUACUUAUAUGCCCAUUCUGUUCGAGAGUCUGGCAGACCCGAUCGUCUCUGGCCGGGAGGAACUCGGUAUGCCAAAGCUCUACUCCGCGAUUGACAUCCACGAGCGCAACGGCUCGUACCGGUACCAGACCAGCUGGCAGGGUGCCGUGUGGGGACACUUUGAAAUGGAGGAUCUAGAGGAUGUGGAUCCGUCCGCGGAUAAGGGGACUAUCGGUGGUGAAGAUGACGAUGGAAUCCUUGUGUAUCGGUAUAUCCCCAAGGUUGGUCAGGCGACCAAGGGUGAAGCCGAGGCGGAGUAUCCCGUCUUCGUUCCUCAUGCACAGGAGUCCAAGGUUGUGCCUUCUAAAGUGACGCGCCUGCGUCGGACGAAGAAUGCCAAGGUCGAGAUCAAUGCUCUCGGAUGGGAUGCAUUGCCAACCCUGAACCAUGUCGUGUCUCGUCUGGGUGAGAUUCCUAUUGAUGAGAUUAUCGAAGCUAAGAUCACCGAGGGUCGGGGUGUGCCUGAUGUUUCCAGUGCCCAACGGAUUGAGUAAUAUGGAUUAUGCGAAAAUGUGAUAAUAGUAUGUGAAUGAAAUGAAGUUGUUAUCCA
This is a messenger RNA of Penicillium brasilianum, 4185 nucleotides long. NCBI's taxonomy places the organism in Eukaryota, Fungi, Ascomycota, Eurotiomycetes, Eurotiales, Aspergillaceae. The record is from the annotation of a GenBank genome assembly.